This is a messenger RNA of Pochonia chlamydosporia 170, 1449 nucleotides long. RefSeq names its product amino acid transporter. Gene Ontology annotation, cellular component: vacuolar membrane. The coding region runs from base 1 to 1449 and encodes 482 amino acids. Gene Ontology annotation, biological process: amino acid transmembrane transport. Gene Ontology annotation, molecular function: amino acid transmembrane transporter activity. NCBI's taxonomy places the organism in Eukaryota, Fungi, Ascomycota, Sordariomycetes, Hypocreales, Clavicipitaceae. The record is from RefSeq and is a predicted model, not a curated record. The transcript has a single exon.
AUGAAGUUCUUUCAAUCCAGGAGGGACAAGAAGCAGUGGGAGUCCCAGUACGAAGACGAAAAGCAAAAGUACAACGACAGUCUUAAUCGAGAAGAUGUCUCCCCAGCACGUGAAGGAGUCUUGGUUGGCGAGCAGGAGCAAGCCGCUAACAUCUUCAGCGAGGGUGGCAAGAAUUACCGAACAAUGGGACGUUGGGACACUGCUCUAGUCCUUGCGUCUAAUCAAGUUGGGUUGGGUAUUCUUUCUUUGCCCAAGAUUCUCGAUGUCUUGGGAAUUGUCCCCUCCGUUAUUACCAUUAUAGGCUUCGGCGUUGUAUCUUGGUACACGGCAUACGAACUCCUUCAGUUCUACCGCAGACACCCGCACGUCGUCAACAUGGUUGAUAUGGCUCGUGUUGUUGGAGGUGUGCCAUUUGAGAUCAUUUUCGGAAUUUGCCUUCUCAUCAAGAUCUGUUUCACAUGCGGGUCGGCCACCAUCACCAUUUCCAUUGCGCUCAAUACACUCUCCAACCACGGGAUGUGCACAGUUGGCUUUGCAGGUAUCGCUGCCAUUGCAUGCUGGUUGCUCUGCUUGCCCCGAAAGUUCAAGUUUGUGGCGCAAGUUGGUCUCCCAUCCACGAUUAGCAUCAUUGCUGCUGUUCUCAUUGUUAUCAUCAGCCUUGGCGUGUCACCACCGCAGAAUGCGCCGCCCGGAUUCGACAAGAACUUGAAGGUUGUUGGAAACCCAUCCUUCUCAGAUGGUGUCAAUGCAGUUCUGAAAGUUUGCUAUGCCUAUGCUGGCAAUGUUGGGUUUGUCUCAUACAUGGCCGAGAUGAAGAAUCCUGGCAAGGAUUUUGUUCCCGCUCUCACCGUCCUGCAAGUAUUUUCCGUCGUCCUCUACGUCGUCAUAGCAGUAGCUAUUUACUGCCUUUCUGGUCAAUACACCACCUCGCCGGCUCUGGGAUCUGCGCCUACCAUCCCAGCGAAAGUUGCCUACGGAAUCGUUCUGCCAGCUAUUCUAUCUACUGGACUGGUGUUUGGCCACACGGCCAUCAAGUACCUCUACGUUGUUGCCAUGCGAGCGAUGAAAUCGACUGAUCAGCUUACCGAUAGAUCGUUCAAAUCUUGGGGCACAUGGAUCGCAUGUGCUACUCUGUUCUGGAUCGUUUCGUUCGUCAUCGCUAACGCAAUUCCCAUUUUCGACUCUAUUUUAUCCAUCGCCUCUGCCACAUUCAUUGCAUGGUUUACCUUUGGCAUCAGCGGCGUGUUUUGGUAUCACCGCAACUGGCAAGAGAGAUUUCACAGGAAGAACAUACCCCUUGCUAUUAUCAACGCGUUGCUUAUUGCUCAGGCUCUGUUUAUGAAUGGCGUUGGGUUGUGGGCGGCGAUUACGCAGUUGAUUGACAUAUUCAACGACAAAGAGAACAAAGUCGGAGGCGUGUUUCCCUGUGCAGAUAACUCAUUGUUUUAA